AUGUGGCCCGCAAAGAAAACCUUGGGUACGCGGUUGACAUACGGCCUCCACGGCCCGCCCGUGAUGUUGCCGGCGCCCGUUCCCGCGGGCUCCGAGGCGGGCCGGCCAGUCGUGCACCCUCGACUACCUGAUCUGGGCCCGAAGUUCCACGAGAUCGUCCAUUCGGCCGUGGAAAUCUCACCCGAAGCAUCACCAACUCAUGUCCGCCUACGACGUGUGGAGCCCGCCUUGCUGGCCAAUCUCCACGACGAACUUGCCGCCCCGACGCCGCUUCUUGAUGCCGCCGACGCCGCGGCAGAACCGUUCCAUCAGCCCCAAGCCCAAUACCCGAUCAAAGGCCCGCUUGCCGCCUCGCUCUUCCUCGGCACGGGGGCCUACUCGGAGCCCGUCAUUCUUGGAGGUAGGCCCUACUAUCCCAAGGCAAAAAACAGUGUGGUUUCGGUGCGCUGCCUAGCCUUCGCCAGCAGUGCUUAUACGCUCAAGGUAGUCCCCUUGAUGCCCAAAAGGAAGAACUUCUUCGAUAGAAAGAACCCCCAGAACUCACAGAAGGCCCUAUUCCGCAUCCCACAUAUCUCCGAGCAUGCCGUUGAGUGCACGUUCCCCUUUGAAAUCCUCCAGAUCGAAGCGUGCCUGGACAAUAAGGUUCUCCUAGCACGCGGACUCCAGCACAUCGCAGUUCUCACCAUCAGCUGGUCCAACGACCCCGGCGAAAAACGAGUCCGCCUAAAAAAUGCAUUCACUAUUUCCCAUCAUGGCGGCAACAUCGUGCACCUGGCCCUUGGUCACGAAAGACUUGUGUUCCUAGACUCCGAAGGUACAUACUCUGCAUACUCUUUCGGGCUCCGGGAAGUUUGGGAGUACCAAAAAACCGCCGGCGGCAAGGUGCCUAACUUUGAUCCGAGCGAUACGUCCGCAUGGAGACGGCUCUGCUGGCCAUCCGCAUCUGAAUACAUGUACUAUUUCACUCGCAAGAGCGUCGCCCGGGUCCACAUCAAAACAGCCGUUGCACGCAAACUCAUCACCUUUCAUGUAUGGCUGCGAGCGCAGGACUUCACGAUCUUCGGAUCUGACUUGUUUCUCCUCACCUCGCAAGAAAUUGUGUGGGUGCGCCUCACGAAGAACGGCGGGUUUUCACGGCUCCUAUCCUGGAAACACUAUCUCGAUAACAAAGAUAAAACACUCAAAAUGACUGCAUGCUACUGCAAGACUGGUGACAUGUAUGUGUGUUUGGUAUAUUCAUCGAUCACCCCUUUGGCGGUCAUGUAUACCUUCGGUACCCGCAACGAAUACCCCAGCAUUCUCAGGGAUCCGUACAUUUUCUGCCGUGACUUGAAAGAUACCAUGUAUCUCUUCUUAAUGGAGACCCCGAGCAUUCUGUGUUCGCAAAGCCCUAUUUUGGCGUUAGCAGAAAUGACCAACCAAUACCGGCUGACAUAUAAGCUCUAUUCAAGCCAACCACACCGUGAAUUCCGGAUACAUAAUCAAGAGCCAACGAGACAUCCCAUGCUUGAGACCUGGUCUUCCAAACUUCACCCGCUGGAGGCAAAAUGGUUGUUUCAGUUAUUCGACGGCAAAGUGCUGAAUGCCAAACCGUCGCCUGAAACGACGCCUCUCCUUGCAUAUGAAGAUCGCCAGGGCCAACGCUUUCUCCCAGAAAAUGAAGAAACGGCUGGAUUUUCCUCCCAUAGCCCAUCACUCAACUCAAACAAAGUCGCAGAUACAAAUGACGAAAAAGAAGUCAACAUUGUACAAGACUACGCCUUCAAACUAGGUGCAGAUAUCCGACAGUUUUUUUACCCCGAAAACCAGCUGCCCGCAGAAGCGAUCACUUUAACAGCCCACCGUUCUUUAGCAACGAUUGCAGAGGCAGUACCCUUGGAAGUGAACGACCUUGAAGAAUUUGAAUCCAUGUUGACACAACUUGGCGAAUACUAUGCCUCGCAAGGUUUGACUCUUCUUCCUUUUGCCUCCGAGGCCCUUGGAUGCUGUGGCACGGCGUUCUUACAUAUAGAUCAUUUGAUUCAGGAGAUCACACGGGCCAUGGGCGAAUUUGCCCCAGAAGGUGUGCCAAAAGCGGCUGCGAUUCUCGCGACCAGUUUGAUAAAAGCACACGGUGAUUUUCCUGUGAACUACAUUGACUGUAUCGACGAGGAAACGGAAGGCUUUCCAGAUCAGCUCCUAGAUACUCUUGGGGAAUGGGAGGUCGCGCUGCCAUCGUCUGCGCAAAAUGGCAAAACGCACCAUCUGUUACCCAAAUCAAGUGGUUCCAGGCGUGAUGGCAUCUCUCAAAGCCAAAGUCUACUUCGGCGUGCUCUCACUCAGAAUUCACAGCGAGAAGAGGUGACUCCACUUUCGGACCCGAAGUGGAGUUCAGACUCAGAUUCAGACAAUCUGGUAGAUUCACGCUCCGAUGCAGAAUCUUCGAACUCUCCAGCACCAUCUCAACGUCCUUCUACUGAAAGCCAACCCAGUGUACAACUCUCGCUGCCUCCAUCUACUCUUUUGAUGGCUGACCACGAGCCAGAUUUUCCCUCCUUAAGCCAACCGAAGAGCGAGCCGCAGAUCCAACACAGCCAGCGUCUGCCAGAUGGCAAGCCCAAAAAGACAUCUAAAAGCCAGCCCUCUUCUCAAUCUUCGCUGUCGCUCAAACGACCAGGGUCGCAGUCUCUGCUUAUUAGAAAAAAGAAGAAGACCAAAGGAGGUUUUGCUUGA
Metschnikowia bicuspidata var. bicuspidata NRRL YB-4993 is the source of this 2712-nucleotide messenger RNA. RefSeq lists its product as uncharacterized. Lineage: Eukaryota; Fungi; Ascomycota; Pichiomycetes; Serinales; Metschnikowiaceae. The transcript has a single exon. Gene Ontology annotation, cellular component: RNA polymerase I core factor complex. The record is from RefSeq and is a predicted model, not a curated record. Gene Ontology annotation, biological process: nucleolar large rRNA transcription by RNA polymerase I. Gene Ontology annotation, molecular function: RNA polymerase I general transcription initiation factor binding; RNA polymerase I transcription regulatory region sequence-specific DNA binding. Bases 1 to 2712 code for a protein of 903 amino acids.